AAAAAUUUUACGAAGUAGUUUCUUCUCUUCUUCCGAAGAAUGGCCAGUACCAAAAACCUCGUCUCCACCCUAGUUCUAGCAAGCCUUGCGGCCUCUUUUUUCCUUCUCCUCCAACCCCUUCCGAGCAAUGCCAAAUCACUCGCUACUUGCAAUUUCGAUCAGAUAUACCAGCUCGGCAAUUCGAUUUCGGACACCGGCAAUCUGAUUCGCGAGAGGCCCAUGGGUGCCGCGACUCCAUUCGCCAGGCUUCCCUACGGCCAAACUUACUUCAGAAGCGCGACCGGUCGCUGCUCCAACGGCCGUCUCAUGAUUGACUUUAUUGCUAAGUCAGCUGGCCUUCCCUUCCUUAGUCCUUAUAUGAACAGGGAUGGAGACUUCGCACAUGGUGUAAACUACGCCGUCGCCGGCUCCACUGCCUUAACAACGGAGGUUCUAGCCCGAAAAAACAUCCCCUCCCCGGUCACUAGGAGCUCACUCAGUGUGCAACUUGAUCGGAUGUCUACCCAUAUCAAUUCGAUCUGCACCACGGAGAGAGAUUGCUUGGAGAAGCUAAAGACCUCUCUUUUUAUGGUUGGAGAGAUUGGCGGAAAUGAUUAUAACUAUGCAUUAUUGCAAGGAAAAAGUAUUAGUGAGGUAAAAAACAUGGUACCUGAAGUUGUCAGAGCUAUAACAGCAGCUGUUAGGCAAGUCAUUGGUUAUGGAGCUGCUAGGGUGGUAGUCCCGGGAAAUUUUCCGAUAGGCUGCCUUCCCAUCUAUCUCACUGCAUUUCAGACCAACAACUCAAAUGCCUAUGACGAACAUCAUUGCUUGAAGGACCUUAACAGCUUCUCAAAAUAUCACAACAACCAACUACAAGAAGCCAUCCAACAACUGAAAAGAGAGUACCCGAAUGUAGUAAUCGUUUACGGUGAUUACUACCGAGCCUUCCAAUGGCUUUUCCAGAAUGCACAAUAUCUUGGGUUUUCCCAAUCCUCUACUCGAAAAGCGUGUUGCGGUACCGGUGGUGAUUACAAUUUUAGCCUAGCCAAGAUGUGUGGAGCUCCAGGAAUUUCAGUUUGUCAGCAUCCUAACACGUUCCUUAGUUGGGAUGGAGUUCAUUUGACAGAAGAGGCGUAUAAGAGAAUGGCUGGAAGGUUGAUUGAUGAAAUCUUGCCCAAACUUCAUUGCUCUGGUUAAAGUUGAUCUUAGUUUAUUGGACAACUAGAUUUAGCUUCUG
Messenger RNA from Rhododendron vialii, 1216 nucleotides. RefSeq names its product GDSL esterase/lipase At5g03980-like. The transcript has 5 exons. NCBI's taxonomy places the organism in Eukaryota, Viridiplantae, Streptophyta, Magnoliopsida, Ericales, Ericaceae. The record is from RefSeq and is a predicted model, not a curated record. The coding region runs from base 40 to 1176 and encodes 378 amino acids. Gene Ontology annotation, molecular function: hydrolase activity, acting on ester bonds.